This is a messenger RNA of Sander lucioperca (pikeperch), 1218 nucleotides long. It is a transcript of the gene lzic, whose product is annotated as leucine zipper and CTNNBIP1 domain containing. Lineage: Eukaryota; Metazoa; Chordata; Actinopteri; Perciformes; Percidae. Gene Ontology annotation, molecular function: beta-catenin binding. The record is from RefSeq and is a predicted model, not a curated record. The transcript is spliced from 7 exons. Bases 236 to 805 code for a protein of 189 amino acids.
AAACCAAACGCCCAUGCAUAUAUUAACCUAAAGCAAACGCCUCGACAAACACUAAAUAUUUUGUAACCGUUCUUGAAGGUAGUUAUUUUUCCGAGAAAUUCCAGUUCAAUGAUUCAGUUAAUUUUAUUGUAUAUUCGUCAAGCUGGUGCAACUAUUCAACUCAUUGCACGACUGAUUUAACGUUACAACUGUUUACAAAACGAGUCCCGGGUUGGGAAUAAGAUUUUAACUAAGGAUGGCUUCUCGCGGGAAAUCAGAAACUGGAAAAUUGAGGCAAAAUAUGGAAGAGCAACUUGACAGACUGAUGCAGCAGCUUCAGGAUCUGGAGGAAUGCAGAGAAGAACUGGAUGAGGAAGAGUAUGAGGAGACAAAAAAGGAAACCUUGGAACAGUUGAGUGAAUUCAAUGACUCUCUGAAGAAGAUCAUGACAGGAGACAUGACACUUGUGGAUGAACUCAGUGGAAUGCAGCUGGCAAUCCAGGCUGCCAUCAGCCAAGCUUUCAAAACCCCAGAGGUGAUCCGACUUUUUGCUAAGAAGCAGCCAGGACAGCUGAGAACAAGACUAGCAGAGAUGGACCGAGAUGUCAUGGUGGGGAAAUUGUCGCGGGAUGUGUACACGCAGCAGAAAAUGGAAAUCCUCACAGCCUUGAGAAAACUUGGAGAGACGCUCACUUCGGAGGAUGAGAUUUUUCUCACCGAAAAUGCUACAGCUACUCUGAGCCAGUUUGAAAAAGUGACUGCAAACUUAGGCUCUGAAGACAAAAUUAUGGCUUUAGCUAGCUCUGGUGUGAAAACCAAGGCAUAGUAAUUCUACAUAAUGUUAAUUUUAACUCUGUGUCUUUAUUACCAAGAAUGGAAUGUGCCAAUUGAUCAUUGAUUUUGUAAAUAGCCAGUGCUCUUCUAGGUUUUGCUGUAGAUGCUAACACUUUUUAACAGUAUUGUUUUAUACCCCUGCACUUUUGUAAAUGUCUAUUUGUCCAGAUGCGUGUAAAAUUGUAUUUCAGGUACGAGCAUGUGAUUUGUAGAAUAUGAAGACAUGUACAUGAAUGUAAAAGAUGGCCCAGGCAGUUCAAGAGAAAUACUCUGUUGUGAUUUGGGCUGUAUUUCUUAUUGGGUUACUGUGUCUCUGUCUUGCAUUGUUGUUUUAAAGAUUGUUGAUUUUCUGUAUAAGUGCUGCAAAUAUUCAAGAUUUAUUUUAAUUAAACUAUUCCAUUUACA